Messenger RNA from Ochotona curzoniae (black-lipped pika), 972 nucleotides. It is a transcript of the gene GLT6D1, whose product is annotated as glycosyltransferase 6 domain containing 1. The coding region runs from base 1 to 972 and encodes 323 amino acids. Gene Ontology annotation, cellular component: Golgi apparatus; vesicle; membrane. Gene Ontology annotation, molecular function: hexosyltransferase activity. Gene Ontology annotation, biological process: carbohydrate metabolic process. NCBI's taxonomy places the organism in Eukaryota, Metazoa, Chordata, Mammalia, Lagomorpha, Ochotonidae. The transcript has 4 exons. The record is from RefSeq and is a predicted model, not a curated record.
AUGGCCUCCGCCCCGCUCCACACACAUCCUGUGUGCCUGGGCCUGCGGUCAGAGCCCCCACGGCCACCGCCCUCGGAGACCUGGGAGAGGGGGCCUGUGGACGCUGCCCCCACCUCGAGGGGCCGGCACCUGGAGCUCCGGCUCGCAGACUGGUUUGACCCCAGGAAGCGCCCGGAUGUCAUCACGACCACCCCGUGGCUGGCGCCCGUCGUGUGGGACGGCACCUUCGACACACAAGCCCUGGAGAAGUUCUACCGGCGGCAGAACCUCACGGUGGGCCUGGCCGUGUUCGCCGUGGGCAGCUUUGCAGAGGAGUCGCUGCUGCUGUUCCUGCGGCUGGCGGACGCGCACUUCCUGGCGGGCCACAGGGUGGUGUUCUACGUGCUGAGCGACGGGGACCUGGCGCUGCAGGACCUGCGCCUGGGCCCGCUGCGCGCGCUGCGCACGCUGGACAUGGGCGGCCAGCACGCGUGGCCGGAGGCGCAGCUGUGGCGUAUGCGCAGCCUGGGCGAGCACAUCGUGCAGCGCAUCCAGCACGAGGUCCAGUUCCUGUUCAGCGCCACGGCCGAGCAGCUCAUCCAGAGCGCUGUGGGCGCCGAGGUGCUGGGCGCCUCGGUGGCGCGGCUGCACGCCUGGUGGUACUUCCACGGCACCAGGAACCUGCCGUACGAGCGGCGGCCAGCCUCGGCCGCCUACAUCCCCUUCGGCCAGGGCGACUUCUACUACGACGGCGCCCUGGUGGGCGGCACGCCCCUGCGCCUGCUGGACUUCAUCGAUGAGUACCUGCGGGGCGCGGCGCACGACUUCCAAGCCGGCCUCAACAGCACCUACGAGCGGCACCUCAACAAAUACUUCUUUGUGCACAAACCCAGCAAGCUGCUGUCCCCCGAGUACGGCUGGGACACCACCUUCAACCCGCCGCCCCAGAUCCGCUACGUCAAGGUGGCCCAGCAGCCGCGGCGCGGGUGGUGA